UGAAGCUCACCGUUAGCUGUUGGGUGGAAAAUGGAAAUGCCGCCGUAGAAAAGUUCCGAUCAGAUACCUGAACUUAACUUCCCUUGCCAUUUCAACCCUCCACGGCUCUCUGGUCAAAACGCCGGCCACUCAAUGUGAGUAUUAUUGCAUACAGUUCACAGACGGAGCUGGACGGACACGAUUCCGUGGUUGGAGCCAAAGGCAAACAGUACAACACAGGACGAAAAUCAUCAAUUCUCCCACUCCAAUUCUCCUCGCCGUUUCCAACUUCGCCCUCGCUCCGGGGAGAGAGCGGAGGGGGGAACUAACUAAUUAGUGCUGCUGCUGCGAUGAUGACCCUCGUUUCCACCGGCGGCCGCUCCUUGGCUGUGCGACCACUGCCUAACUUCAGGACCACGCCACCAUCGCGGCGGAGGCCUGCGCCGCCUUCUCUGAAGACCCCGCGCGCGGCCAUUGUGGAAUCGAGGCCGGUCAAAAUAGCGCAUGCGGCAAGGGAUAAUGCCUCCAACGGUAACGGCGCGCUGGUACUCGUGUCCGGCGGAGGCGGUGCAGGAUCCGGAGGAGGAGGUGGAGGUAGUCAAUCUGAAGAUAUUCAGGCGGAGGCUAGAGCCAUGGCUCGUGCCGCCGAUGCUCCCAUUUUCACCCCGGAGCUUAUUGCUAACAAAUAUGGCCGUAGACCUAUCGAGGUUUUGAGGAGGACGAUAGAGAUUUUGAUAGCGUUAGUUUCGUUUGGGUUGAAGCUGUGGUUGGACGAGAGAAAUGGAGUGUUCGAUCAGAAUAAGAGAGUCCGAGCGGCGGAGCUUAGGCAGAUUUUCACUCGAUUAGGACCGACUUUCGUCAAAUUGGGGCAAGGACUCUCCACCAGGCCUGAUAUCUGCCCUCCCGAGUAUCUGGAAGAGCUCUCUGAGCUUCAGGACGACUUGCCCACAUUCCCUGAUGAGGAGGCAUUUGCCUGCAUCGAGAGAGAGUUGGGGGUUUCUCUCGACUCCAUUUACUCAACCAUUUCGCCUUCUCCUAUUGCAGCUGCGAGUCUCGGCCAAGUUUACAAAGCUCAACUCAAAAACUCUGGCCAAACUGUUGCUGUCAAGGUGCAACGCCCCGGCAUCGAGAAGGCUAUUGGUCUUGAUUUCUACCUCGUCAGGGGGCUCGGCAGAUUGAUCAACAAAUACGUUGAUUUCAUCACCAGUGAUGUUGUUGCUCUUAUUGAUGAAUUUGCAUACAGAGUUUACCAGGAGCUCAACUAUGUCCAGCUGCAUGUGUUAGUAGUAUCUUUUGGUAAGCUUCGUUUGGGUUUUGAUGUAAAUUUGCACAGGAUCAUUGUGCAGGAGGGACAAAAUGCAAGGAGAUUCAAGAAGUUGUAUGCUGACAAUGAAGAAAUAUUAGUUCCUGAUAUUUUCUGGGAGUAUACAAGUGGCAAGGUCUUGACCAUGGAAUGGGUUGAGGGUGUUAAGUUAAAUCAACAGGAGGCUAUAGAGGGUCAGGGCUUAAAGGUUCUGGAUCUUGUGAACACGGGAAUACAAUGCAGCCUCAGGCAGCUCCUUGAAUAUGGAUAUUUCCAUGCAGACCCUCAUCCUGGUAAUCUCUUAGCAACACCGGAGGGGAAGCUCGCCUUUCUUGAUUUUGGAAUGAUGAGUGAGACCCCAGAAGAGGCAAGAUAUGCCAUUAUUGGUCACGUGGUACACCUGGUUAACAGAGAUUAUGAAGCUAUGGCUCAGGAUUAUUAUGCUCUCAAAUUCCUCUCCACGGAUGUUGAUGUUACCCCAAUUGUUCCAGCAUUGCAGAAUUUCUUUGAUGAUGCACUCGAUUAUACAGUUAGUGAGCUUAACUUCAAAACCCUAGUGGAUGGACUGGGGGCUGUUUUCUAUCAGUACCCAUUUAAUGUUCCAGCUUAUUAUGCACUGAUAUUGAGAUCCCUCACCGUGCUUGAAGGAUUGGCCCUUUAUGCUGAUCCUAACUUCAAGGUUCUGGCUGCUUCAUACCCUUAUUUCGCAAAAAGGCUUCUCACUGAUCCAAACCCAUAUCUUAGAGAUGCUCUUGUCGAGCUGCUUUUUAAAGAUGGGAGGUUCAGGCACGUAUGGAAGAGACUUGAAAAUCUACUUGAGCAAGGAAGAAAAGACCGAGAUUUUUCAGCAAGAGAUGCUCUACAGCCUGUAUUGAAACUACUGCUGGCCCCAGAUGGUGAAGAAUUGAGAAGAUUGGUUGUGAAGGAAGCUGUAUAUGUAUCAGAAGCUGUAGUUUUGACCUCAGUUGUUGAUACUUACAAUUCCAUACCCGCCAUGUUAAGACCUCCAAUCCUAUAUGGGAAUGGAAGAGGGCCUCUCACGAUGAGUGAUGCUGAACUGCUAAGAACUAGAGAGUUCAGGGACCUAGUUGUCAGAGUAUGGGGACUUCUACGAACCUCUGAAGAUUUUGACCCGGCCCUCUUGCAACCCAUAUUGCAGGUCCUUCAACAGCCCGAGGCACGCAGUCUAGGAGGACGUGUUAUCGGUGGAGUAACUCAACGCCUUGCCGCACGAUUCUUGCAACAAGUGCUUCGCACGCCGCCACCUGUUCCGACCUCAUAGACAUUCUUUUCUGCGUUUCAGGUAAGAAAGAUUCAUGUAACCUUGUACACUAUUGGAAAAGAAGGGGUAAAAGAAAAAGGGAAGGAUGAAUGAAAAGUUGAGAUGCUGAGUGGAUCAUCUCACCAAUUGUUUCUCUGGCAAUCAUGUAUAAUAGAAAAGUUCCCAAUACUCUGAUCCAGCAUCUUGCAUCUUGACAGGCAGCGAACAAUCUUAUUGUUCAGGAAAUCGUAUACAACUGCUCUUAAUACUUUCGCGAGCCAACAUUACAAAGUAAUUAGGGCAAGAAAGGUAGAUCCCAAUCUUGAAAGCACGAGUCGCAGUUUACUGAUUAUAUAUCAAUUGUCAAAUAA
Molecule: messenger RNA, 2914 nt
Organism: Linum tenue
Lineage: Eukaryota; Viridiplantae; Streptophyta; Magnoliopsida; Malpighiales; Linaceae
Source: the annotation of a GenBank genome assembly